Molecule: messenger RNA, 318 nt
Organism: Staurois parvus
Lineage: Eukaryota; Metazoa; Chordata; Amphibia; Anura; Ranidae
Source: the annotation of a GenBank genome assembly
GCCCAUGCUGAAAAAGAAGAUGACUACUGGGACUCUGUACUCUGGAGUGAUCAGACAAAGAUAAAUGUUUUUGCAACUGAUGGCUUCAAAACUGUAUGGUGUCGCAAAGGUGAGAAGUACAAAGAAAAAUACAUGGUGCCUACAAUGAAACAUGAUGGUGUCCUUCUGUGGGGCUGCAUGAGUGUUGCUGGUGUGGAAGAGCUGUAUUUCAUUGAUGGUAUCAUGAAUUCACAAAUCUACUGCUCUAUAUUGAUAGAGAAGUUUUCCAACAUGACAAUGAUCCAAAACACACAUUUAAGGCCACUGUUGCAUUUCUGA